CCUAUUCACCCACACCCGCACACGCACGCACUCAGGGCUGUUGUCAGUUGCUUUGGCCCACUUUUGCAACGGGGCGCAGCUUUGUCAAUGGCCGUAUAUCUUCUGAGAGGAUUAACACAGCCUAAAGGUGGAGCAAAAAACUGUGAAGGUUUUGUGGCGGACGGGAGUGUAAUCCUCUGAGCUCUCCGGGAGACAGAGGCAGAGAGACGGAUGGAGAUGUGGAACACUUUGCUCUCGGAUUUGGCGCAUUUUGUGAGGAACUGAUGGGCUGAACACAUUUCUCCCCCGUAAUGGGACGGAACCGUUUACUCAAGACAGUUUAAUGGCAAUAUGUGAGACAGAGCUGCUCAUCCUCAGGAAACAGAAAUGCUGCGCAAACUUCUGCUGCUCAUCGCUUUGGCUGUAACCCUCAUCUCACCUCAGCUGUGUGGUGCCACCGCUACCAAAACAAAAGCUCAAGUGAAGAACAACUCAGGUGUGACCCCAGCUGGGAAGUGUGGGACCUGGGUGAAGGAGCCUGAUGGAGGGUACUUCACCUCACCUAACUACCCAGAGAAAUACCCUCCUGAGAGGGAAUGUGUCUACAUUAUAGAAGCGUCUCCUCGACAGUGCAUCGACUUAUUCUUUGAUGAGAAGUAUUCCAUCGAGCCAUCCUGGGAGUGUAAGUUUGACCACAUCGAGGUCCGUGACGGGCCCUUUGGUUUCUCGCCCAUCAUUGGUCGCUACUGUGGACAAGAAAGUCCUGCGUAUGUCCGCUCCAGUGGGAGGUACCUGUACAUCAAGUUUGUGGCUGAUGGUGAACUGGAGGCCAUUGGUUUCUCUGCCCGGUAUAACUUCACACAAGAUCCCGAAUUCAAAGAUCUUGGGUCACUGCCAGCUCUGCCAGUUUGUGAGUUUGAGCUGAGUGGUCCGGAAGGCUUCAUAGAAUCGGCACAGAUAACCAGGGAGGGCCAGGCGCAGCAGACUGAAGCUGUGGACUGCAGGUGGUACGUCCGGGCUCCACCAGGAGCUAAGAUCUACAUGCGUUUCCUGGAGUACGAGAUGCACAACUCAAAUGAGUGCAAGCGUAACUUUGUUGCCAUCUAUGACGGCAGCAGCUCGGUCGAACACCUGAAGAAUAAGUUCUGCUCCACGGUGGCCAACGAUGUGAUGCUGGUGUCCUCUGUGGGCGUGGUGAGGCUGUGGGCAGACGAGGGGAGCAGGAAGAGCAAAUUCAGGAUCCUCUUCACAACCUUCCAUGAACCUCCAUGUGAAGGAGACACUUUCUUUUGCCAUAGCAACAUGUGCAUCAACCACACACUGGUCUGCAAUGGCAUCCAGAACUGUGUUUACCCCUGGGAUGAAAAUCACUGCAAAGAGAAGAGGAAAGCCAGCAUCCUGGACACGCUGGACAACACUAACCUCACCAUCAUUGGAGUAACCUGUGGCCUGGUUGUCAUCUUGCUCAUCAUCUCCGUCAUAAUCCAGAUCAAACAGCCUCGCAAGAAAUACAUCAUCCGCAGAGAUGACUUUGACCCUGCCCUCCUCCAUCCUGGUUUUGAACCUCCUCAUUAUGAGCUGUGUACUCUGCGCCGCGCCCCAUCCGGUGACUUGACUGAUGCUGCCAUGGCAGAGGACUUUGAGAAGUUCCAGAAGCUCCGCCGCUCCUCAAGCAAAUGUAUUCGAGACCACCACUGUGGCUCUCAGCAUGGGAGCGUGCACGGCAGUGUCCACGGUAGCCGCAGCAACCUGAGCAUAAGGGAUGCCACUGUUACCGGUGAUGGGGGGGCUCUUGUGCCGCCGUUGCCGCCGGUGAUGAUUAACCAACAGUCGCCACGCCUCUCUCACCACACUACCCCAGCAGGUCGAAGGAGCAUCCUGGUGAUGAAGCAUAGCUAUUCUCAGGACGGGGCAGAGAGGUACAGGCCGGAGGAGGAGGAUGAUUUGAUGAUGGAUGAUGGUCCCACCACCAGCCAGCACCACAUGUACCACCAUCAGAUCCACCAUGGCAUGCCAGGGCUGGAUCACACUGUCCACCGCACACUGUCUAAUGACUUCUAAUGUCAGGAAACAUACAAAUAAAGAAAAUGGUAAAAAAAAAUGCAGGACCCAAAUGGAACAGCACUCAAACCUAUGACAGGGAUAAAUGAGUUAAUGAUGAAUUGAUGAAAUAGUUGUUGCAAUUGUUGCACAUCUUGAAUACUGCUCUAUGAUAGUAUGUGCAUGGGAGUGGCACAACGUCAUAUUUCACAAAAUGGAUCAAAAGGGUUUUAUAUGCACACACAUAUUUCCCACCCAUCCUAAUGCUAAGUUUUUUUCCUUUUCUGUUCCUUGUUUACCUUGAGGUUUCAACUCUGGGGUAGACUAUCUUUAAUACUGCAUCGUAUUUAAAUUAUUUUGUGAAUGAGUGAUCCAUUGCAGUGUUUCCUACAUGUCAUUUUUACUAGGUUUAAUCUACUUUUUACAUUUAUAAUUCACCAACAUGCAUUUAGAUUUACAUACAUACAUUUAAAUACAUACGUUUUUGUGUUAAGCGCUGGUCAAGAAUAGAAAAACACUGAACCAGAUAAAGGACAUCAUAUAAUGGAAACAUUCAGUUGACACACAAUGACAAUGUUUCAUGUUCACUCAGAGGGCUUUAAAGGAGUCGAGCUGAAUCUUAUGGAAUUGUGGAGAAAAGCUCAUUCAUUUAUAUUUUCUGUUGCUGUGUAAAUGGUUGCACUAUUUAUUUGUUUUUGCAUGUUUGGGAGUAUUCACUGAUUUUUAUUUAUGUGUCAUCAGUUUUUUAAUGCUUGACCUGUCCCACUUUUUUUCUGGCUGAUUUAUUUCUGUUGAUUAUAUGGCAGUCUCUAUUUAUUUAUUUCAUUAAAUGUGCUCCUUUUUC
Toxotes jaculatrix (banded archerfish) is the source of this 2863-nucleotide messenger RNA. RefSeq names its product neuropilin and tolloid-like protein 1. Gene Ontology annotation, molecular function: protein binding. The transcript has 10 exons. The record is from RefSeq and is a predicted model, not a curated record. Lineage: Eukaryota; Metazoa; Chordata; Actinopteri; Toxotidae. The coding region runs from base 367 to 2040 and encodes 557 amino acids.